AUGACGGGUCCAAGGAUUGCUUGUAUCUGUGUGAUUGGGAAGGCUGAUAACCCUCUCCACAUCUCAUUAUUCCCGCCAUACCGGAGUUCGACAGUUGACUUCUCAUUCCUAUUGAACUCAUGUCUUGAUGUUUUCGAGUUGAGACAAAAGCAGACUUCCGUCGGCCAGGAUUUGGGUCUGUUACAUGCACUCGAUGAGCGACUGGCGGCAUAUGGAUGGUUGACAACCACUGGUGUGAAGUUCUUGAUUCUAGUGGAUCUAAUCGGGCAAUCAACGAAUGUUGAGGGCGAAAAGGUGAUCGUUGCAAUGGACGCCUUGAGGGAAUCGGAUUUGAGACCGGCAUGUUCUUCCCUUUUCGCUUUUCGGGCAAUGCAGAAUGCGUAUAUUCAACUUCUACAAAACCCAUUCUACUCUCCAGAUGAUCACACGCCUAUGAAUGAAAUCUUGACGCCUACGUCUAAUCCUUUACAAAUUUCAAAUGAGAAAUUCAUCGCGGAAAUAGAACGCAUUGGUGAUUCCUGGGCCCUGGGCAUGAUUGCAGUUUGA
Molecule: messenger RNA, 546 nt
Organism: Aspergillus clavatus NRRL 1
Lineage: Eukaryota; Fungi; Ascomycota; Eurotiomycetes; Eurotiales; Aspergillaceae
Exons: 3
Coding region: 1-546 (181 amino acids)
Biological process (GO): endoplasmic reticulum to Golgi vesicle-mediated transport
Cellular component (GO): cytoplasm; nucleus; TRAPP complex
Source: RefSeq, a predicted model, not a curated record